Molecule: messenger RNA, 1359 nt
Organism: Lathyrus sativus (Indian pea)
Lineage: Eukaryota; Viridiplantae; Streptophyta; Magnoliopsida; Fabales; Fabaceae
Source: the annotation of a GenBank genome assembly
AUGAAAGAUUUGUUGAAAACUAGUAUCCUCUCUAAAAGGUGGAGCGAGCUUUGGGCUCUGAGAAAAAAUCUCCACUUUGAUACUUUGAAUGUGUUUGGAGAGACUAAGGAAGAACUCCUAGAAACCAUAUAUCUCAAGUAUGACUAUGAUAGUUCUAUUAGGGAGGGACUUGUGAAUAUGGAUAAGGAAAGAGAUGAGUUUGCGAAAUGUGUGGAUCAAUUUGUUAACAACUUUCGAGGCACAAUGAUCGAUUCGUUCUUGGUAAAAUUUUGUUUGAAUGGUGACCAAAGCACCAUUAUUGAUAGAUGGAUAAGAUUUGCUAUUGAAAGAGGAGCAGCCGGUUGGUCCUUUGUUAGAAUUGAUCUACUCUUUGGAGGAGUGUUAUAUGGAUAUAGUCAUCUACAUAAUUGUUAUAAAUUUCUCUUAGAUUUAUUUUCGAAGCUCAAUACUUCAACUCUAAAGCAUUUGCAUCUUGAACGCUGUCUUAUUUUCCAUCCAACUAACUAUAACUUUAGUCCAUUCAAAAAUUUGAAAUUUCUUUCACUCACCGACAUAAAAGUGGAUGAAGUCUUCCUAGAAAAUUUGUUAUCCAAUUGUCGACUACUUGAAGAGCUUCAAUUAUAUACAUGUGAGUUUAAAGCAUCAAAGCCAAUCAUAAUAAGUUCAUCAUUAUUAAGUCUCAAGAUUAUAGACCCUUACAAUAGAAUACCGGUGAAAGAAAAAUGGACUCUACUAGAUUGCGUUAAACUAACUUCAUUAGAAUACGAUGGAUCUGACUUGAAUACGAUGAGCAUUAAUGCCCCUAUGAUGAAAUCCAUUGACUUCAUCAUUGAAUAUGAACAAGAUCUUGACAUAUUUGCUCUCUCAAAAUUUCCUCAACUUGAAAUUAUGAGUAUAAAUAUGUCAUCGACGGUCAUAACUUCUCUAAAAAUAACUCAAUCACUCAAACAUCUUAAACAAUUGAACUUGAGUCUUUUAUGGGAAGGAACCAUCUCAAAGGAAGCCAAUUAUAGUCUUUUGUGGAUUCUAAACAUCCUUCAAGUUUUUCCACUUUUACAUAAACUUUCAAUCAUGUUUACAAAUCCAAAGUUCCUUAAAAAUCAAAAAGAUAUUGAAGAUAUUGAAAGAUUUUCUCACAACAAGGUCAAGGUUAUUGAAUUAGGAGGGUGUGUUGGCAAUUGGUUUGAAAUCGAGUUUGUUAUAAAUAUUCUAAAAUAUGUUUCAAAGCUUGAGCAAGUGGUUUUGAGUCCCUGUUGGAAAGAACAUGGCACAAUGAAUUGGAUGUCUGACCCUGUGUCCUUUCAAAUUGCACGUGAAAGGAUCACUGAAAAGCUUCAAGGCCAACAAGUUGUGGGAUGA